Botrytis sinoallii is the source of this 261-nucleotide messenger RNA. RefSeq lists its product as uncharacterized. The record is from RefSeq and is a predicted model, not a curated record. Bases 1 to 261 code for a protein of 86 amino acids. Lineage: Eukaryota; Fungi; Ascomycota; Leotiomycetes; Helotiales; Sclerotiniaceae. The transcript is spliced from 2 exons.
AUGUUGCAACUUGCUCAACAGGACGAAUCCAAUUCUCCCGAUGCUAAGAAAUUCAGCAUCAUUUCAGGAACGUCGUUUGGAUCCAGUUUCAUGGUACAAGCACGAUGGCCGGCCAGUGACAAGAUAAACAGCGUGGUGAAAUCGCUUCAACAACAAAUGGAUCUUGCCAAGUUCUACGAAGGUCAAGCUGGCGGGUUUGUUUGGCGCAAACUCGUUUAUGGCAAACAGCGUCAAAAGUCUGCUCAGUUCCCAGAAUAUUGA